This is a messenger RNA of Lolium rigidum, 375 nucleotides long. RefSeq names its product major pollen allergen Ole e 10-like. The transcript is spliced from 4 exons. Lineage: Eukaryota; Viridiplantae; Streptophyta; Magnoliopsida; Poales; Poaceae. The record is from RefSeq and is a predicted model, not a curated record. The coding region runs from base 1 to 375 and encodes 124 amino acids.
AUGGCAUCAACCGCCAUCAGAUUCAUCACCUUCGUCUCUGCUCUCAUGCUGCUACUGCACUGCACUUACGCAGCAGCGCCACCAAUCUUUCAGCAGAGACAGUCGGCCAAGACAUGGUGCGUCGCUAAUCCUUCGGCCAACGAGGCUGCACUGAGGGCAAACAUGGACUUCGCCUGCUCCGAGAGCGACUGCAGCGCGAUUCAGGGCACAGGAGGCUGCUCCGUCCGCUAUGGCGGCAUCCUGCUAUCGCGGGCGUCGGUGGCGAUGAACGCCUAUUACCAGGCCAAGGGGAGGAACACAUGGAACUGCUUCUUCAACGGCACCGGCCUCAUCAGCAUCACUGACCCCAGUCUAGGCACUUGCAAGUACGCAUGA